Molecule: messenger RNA, 3668 nt
Organism: Candoia aspera
Lineage: Eukaryota; Metazoa; Chordata; Lepidosauria; Squamata; Candoiidae
Exons: 2
Coding region: 1270-2616 (448 amino acids)
Source: RefSeq, a predicted model, not a curated record
GGUCGCCUGCUUGCGCCCCGUGGGAAGAGCGGGGGCGGCGCACGGGUGGUGAGGUCCUUCGGAGACGGAGGCCGCGGGGCGUUUCUUUUCCACCUUCUCCCCGGUACCACCUGUGGGGGUUGGAAGGGCCCUCUCGGUCCCGAUCGGUGCAGAAACUCUUUCGCGGUGGAGAACCCCCGCCCCCAGUGUGGAAGAUCUGCGUUCCCCAAACUGGCUUAAGUUACAGGAUAUGCGUUGGACUAAAGCCGCCGGCUGGGGAUCAUGGGAGCUGUAGUUCAACAGAUCUUAGGUCCUACAGUAUGAAGAGGGUAUCUGGUGGAUCUUUGCGGGGGGUGGGGGGAGUUUGAGCUCUGGAGAAAAUAACGCUGACUCCUAGGCUGUCCUUAACUUGGGCAAGUAUGGACUUCUUCGGGUAACUACAGGAGUAAGUCAACUGCCACGGAGCGCUAGAAAGGAGAGGUGCUGGGUUUCUAAUCAGUUGGCAACUGCUUCCUGUUUGUUUGUUUGUUUAUCAUAUUUGUAUAUACACCCAUCUCACAGAACUUGACUAGGGCACUAUUAAUUCCAGAAUAGGUUAAAGGUAUAUUAAUUUAGAAUUUUGUUAGAUUCUCAAUAAAGAAGCUGAUGAAUGAUCUCCACAUGUCAUCCAGAAGCAUAUUAAAAGUACAAACAUGAUUUGGGUUUGCCCAAUAUGCUUAACUGGGUACUGAACCCAUAUUCUGUGUUGACCUACUAAAUCAUCUACUAGGCCAGUGUUUUUCAAACGUGGCAACUUUAAAGAUGUGUGGACUUCAGUUCCCAGAAUUCCCCAGCCACCACUAGGCAAAUGGGUUGGGGCAGUACAGAAUGCAAACACCUGAGGCUGAAAUUUAAGUUUACCACGCUGGGUUAAUGCACCCACUAAUCUUUUCCAACAAGUUGUGUGAACCUGGCCAGUCUCUCCUAAAACAGCAGGCAUGAUCCUGUAUUAAACUCUGUUAAAAUGAAGCCAUGUUUUUUCUAAAGAAUGAGUUAAGAGCACGCGGUAUAAACACUAUGUCAUACAUUUUUGCUAAAUAUACCUAUACUUAUAAUGAUACUCCUUUUCAGAGUAAACGAGUGUUGUGCAGGGCAGAGAAAGAGGGUAAGAAAUAGCCCAGUAUUGCCAACACUUACUGGCAGCAACUUCUUAGGAUUUGAAGCAGGAGGAUUCCCUCACCCCAAGCUGACCCUUCUUGGAGAGACCUUUUGCAGUCUUUGUGUCUUCUUUAGAAUCACACAGAAGGUCCUAUGGCUGAGAAUCAGCUGCCCGCUAAAGGCGAUGCCCCAGUCUUGGUGCCAUCUGGGUCAUCCUCCAGUGAAUUGUCCACGUCUGGAGCUUCUGAGCUGCAUCCUUUCUCCCUGGGACGUGCAUCAUCAUCAAGCAAUCUGUCCUCCUUAACAGUCCCUGUGCGCUUGGAUGUCCUCUACUUCUUGCUUAACAGUGCUGCCAAAGGGGCACAGGGUGCCCUGGCACCCCUACCUAUUCACAGUGGGCAAGGGUCUGUCUCUGCAUGCCGUUGUCCGGUUGCUGUACAAGCCAUGAGCUGCUGUAACAGCUGCCACCCCACCUCUCGCAAUGCUUCUGACGGUGUUCCUUAUGCCUGGCGCCCCGGUGGGCCUCGCCAUGAUGAACCAGCUUGUGGAAAUUAUGGCCAUCAUGGAAGAGUGAGCCCUGGAAUCCCAGACAGGCAAAACAACAAAUGGGUCAGGGUUGCCCAACGGAAUGAAGGGAAGAGUCGGUCUGGGUCCCUUCAAGCAGAUUCGGCAAGGGGAUGGAAAAGAUCCCAGUCUCCAUUGGGAUGGAAGGAGAAGCGGAGAGAUGAAGGUGGAAGGCAUGGGAAAGGGGACAACUGGCAAGGGAAGCAGAUGACUUUCAGGAAGGCCUGGGACAACUGCAGAGGAAGCCUGGCUGAGUCAACCCCUUGGAAUUCAGGCUCACUGGAUAGAAAGAGAGAAGGCACGUCAUCAGUUGGGGUACCUUCUGUAAACAUUAAGAAGAACCAAGGUGGAAGUUGUUGGCAAGCAAUGUGCAGAGCCCCAGAAGACCAAAGACAUUUGGGCCAUACCCAGAUUGGAUGGCAAAAGAGCCAAGGGACACGUGAACCUGCUAGCUUUGUAGAUAGGACUGUGGCUGCUGAGCUGGCCAAUACAACUGGCCAGGAUAAAAGAGAAGAUUGGGAGGCAGAAUAUGAGAAUCCCCAAGAAACCUCCAAUGCUCCUGAGAGUAUUUCCAUUUCUUCCUUUCAGAGCAAAAAAAUAGAUACUUCCAAAGCAGGAGGUAGUUAUGAUGUAGAAUGUGCUCCAUCUGCUGAUCCACCCAAACAGAAGCUGGAGACCUCUCCUCUUCCCAAGUCAGUUUCCAAAGACCAGGCAGCUACAUCUCCAGAGAGGGAACUCACCAAGUUUCCCUCAGAUUGGAGUAAGAACGGCAGGUUUGCCCACUACCUCCAGGGCCUUUAUUCUGACAUGCCAGGGAAGUCAAGCUCUGAAAGUUCCACAGAUCUGGCCAUCAGUACAGAUGCAGAGUCAUCCAAACUGGAGGAGGAAGAGGCUGCAAAGAGUGCAGCUGAUGGGGAAUCAAAACCUUGGGAGUAGAUUAUGGCUGGGAGAUUAGCUAGGAGGAGAAAAAGAGGAUACUAUGUAGUAUACAGGCCUAGGAUCUAAGAGGAGAUUUCCCCAAAAGUUUUGAUCUCUGGAAUUUCAGAGCUGUUUAAUUGGUUAAGAUAGAAGUUUGACUCCCAAUCUCUGUAGGUGGCGGUGAGGUUUCCUUGUUUUACGGAUGUGCCUGUGUUACCUUUUAUUCAUGGAACAAGGGUUCUUCUGAGAUAAUCAGGUAUGCCUGCUAUCCAUUCCAAAAUAGGCUAAAUAAUGGGAAUACCAUCCAGUAAACACAACCAGUAUCCAACCAGAUACUUUCCACCUGAAGAGAAUGGAAAAAGCAACUGAGAAUCAUGUUGGUGGCAUCAUCCGCCCUUAGUCCAGAUAUUCUAGGAUACAUCACCAAUGUAAAGCUACUUCAGAUUGUGUUAACCAUCACAGCUGGGAUUGUUAAUUUAGCAGUUUGUUAUGAUAGACACAUCCUACUGACUCCAUACAGUCACCCACAUGGGUGACUUCUACAAAGCCUCCAUUGCGGGUUCUGUAGAAAUAAUCCAUGAUUUUUAAACUAGGGUCUAUCUGGUUUGAACCCAAAGAUUAGCCUGUACCUGAUCCACCAGCUUAAGCAGGGGAGGUUUGAAACUUUUGCAAAUCUCAGGAUACAGACUACCUCAUUUCAAAGAUUGUAUUAUUUCAGUACAUGGGAGAAACGGUUACCAAAUCCCAUCUGUAGCCUGAAAGAGUACUAUUCUAGGCCGCUAAAAAGAUUUUGCACACAGAGAUGGGUAUGUUAAUUUAAUGAUGCUGUCUGUCUAGUAUAUUUAAAUGCAUUAAUCUAGCUGUUUAAGCACUCACGACUGUUAACACUGAGGUUGUUUAGAAAGCUGUAAAAACAUCUUUAUAUAUCUUACAUAGUGAACCUGGGUUUAAAAAUCCAAGAAAAGCAUCACUGGUGUUUUGAAGUACUACACAGUAGAAUAUUAUUGUUUCCCCUAGGGGAAGAUGUGUAUUCGUUUCUUGUUGCAAUAAAGUUGGCAUCAUGUUAGCAA